This is a messenger RNA of Encephalitozoon cuniculi GB-M1, 267 nucleotides long. RefSeq lists its product as uncharacterized. The transcript has a single exon. The record is from RefSeq and is marked provisional. Bases 1 to 267 code for a protein of 88 amino acids. NCBI's taxonomy places the organism in Eukaryota, Fungi, Microsporidia, Unikaryonidae.
AUGGGAGGAUUCCAAUCGAAGUACUCCGACUCCAAUCUGUUUUUUGACGGAAUCAGAAAUACAUACAAUGCAAGGGACUAUGUCAAGAGCAGAGAAGGCCUGAAGGUGAAAGCGCGCCAGAAAAGGAAUGCGGAUGAGGAGAGGAAACAAUUCCUAAGCGAAGAAGACAAGGAUAUCUCCUUUCUUAUCAGAAACAGAGAUCUUAUGGAUCCAAGUAUCAAAGAGGUUGAUUCGAAAAACUGCCAUCUUGGGAAGUUUGUGAACUGA